Trematosphaeria pertusa is the source of this 1037-nucleotide messenger RNA. RefSeq lists its product as uncharacterized. Lineage: Eukaryota; Fungi; Ascomycota; Dothideomycetes; Pleosporales; Trematosphaeriaceae. Bases 96 to 983 code for a protein of 295 amino acids. The transcript is spliced from 3 exons. The record is from RefSeq and is a predicted model, not a curated record. Gene Ontology annotation, biological process: mycotoxin biosynthetic process.
CGACGUUCUCUGGGCCGUCCCCUGGGAUCAAAGACCUGUUCCUAGUCUUGACUCGCAAGUUUCUACAGCCGCGGUCUACUCAUCUUUCGUCCGAAAUGGCAUACCCGGAGGCGAAAUAUCGUCUCUUAGACGACACUACUAUCGAGAAUGGGUCUUGUCACGAAGACCGCACUGAAGUGAAUUCCCAGAUACCCAUCAGCGCACCUUCUUCUCUCUCGAAGCUCAUUUGCCUCGUUUUGAUUCCCUCAAUUGCCCUCAACGUCUUCGUUUUCUGGACUAGUUAUAUGGCGAGGUCGGAGAGGAGUCUAUGCAUAUCAGAGUAUACCGGCCUCGGUCUCACAGUUGAGGAUGCCUACUGGCAGCACACUGAGUAUCUGAGCGAAAACGGUUCCACAUCAGACCAGCUAUGGGAGGCCAUCGACACAAGCCCUAAUACAAUUGCUCUCGAUAAAGACUAUGUCAAGAAACACGGCCUGGGCCCGUCCAUACCAUUCCCCUGGGAUCAGUCAAAGGGACUCUAUCUCAUCAAAGCAUUCCACCAUAUGCAUUGCCUUAAAAACAUACGAAGAGCAUAUCUUGAUGCUUUAGGCGCGCAUCCCAGCGAAGCACAGCUUAUACCCCGGGAGCAUGUGCUUCACUGCCUCGACACUAUUCGGCAGGAUAUCAAGUGUCGCCCGGAUGAUACGCCCAUGCCUUCUAUCCAGCAACUUCACAAGUGGGGAGACGGGCAAGUACGGAAAUGCAAGGACUGGGACGCAUUGGUUGAGUGGACUCGAGACCCGCGUAGGCAUGCUUGUUUUAAGAUGCUUAGUGAUUAUCGACGUGUUCCACACAGCUUGGAGCAAUUCGCCUUUUGCUUGGAAGGAAGCCCCUACACUCAUAUCAUGGAAGCAUACUUUUCAGAGCAUGGGCACAAGGACCCGUUCGCGGAGGACUCAGAGAAGGGAAAACAGCCACUUGUAAGCGGGAGUGAAACGUACUGAAUAUGGCGGACUUUUCAUACCCAAAUUCGUCUGGUAGCAUAAUGAGGCUUUCGC